This is a messenger RNA of Ictalurus furcatus (blue catfish), 3680 nucleotides long. It is a transcript of the gene txlnba, whose product is annotated as taxilin beta a. Bases 1068 to 3680 code for a protein of 870 amino acids. The record is from RefSeq and is a predicted model, not a curated record. Lineage: Eukaryota; Metazoa; Chordata; Actinopteri; Siluriformes; Ictaluridae. Gene Ontology annotation, molecular function: syntaxin binding. The transcript has 11 exons.
AAAUGUUGAUGCGUUCAAUACUUAUUUCCCCUACUGUAACCACAGUUAAGUUAAUUUCAGUGAACCUUUAGAAUAAGAAUAUGACAAACUGAUCUAAAACAUUAUCAGAUGUGGGAAAUGUCUUUUACAGAAUAAAAACACCAGCACACACAAACCUGUUGUAACCCUUACAUACAUAGUGGACAGAUUACAGUGAUAGAGCAGAAAGAGACGGAUAAAGAUGGGUCUUUACUAGAAUAUGUAAAUUAGGAGAGUAUGUAGAAAACAAAAUACUUGUUUAUUUGCUUAAUAAGAACAAUGUCACUUCAGCUUGAGGCAGGACAAAGACAUGUGCUAUUAAAACUUACUGUAUAUUUUUCACUUCUUAUAUUUCUCCUGACUCAGAAACUCAAUCUAGCACCACUGUGUUCCAUUUCACUUAAAGACAAGACUUAGAUUUUUAUUUUAUUUUAUUGAUCGGAAACAAUGUUGUUCAGAAAUGAACCCUUUCUUGCACAGCGUCCACGCUGAUAUACAGUCAAUUUAAGGUGAACAAAAUUUCCUAAUGAAAUGUAUAUUUUUGCACCAUACUCAUAUGAACACCUUAGUUACUAUUAUAAGGUUUGUUAUUUAUUUUUUUAUUUUUUUAUUUUUUCUUUUUCUUUUCUUUUUUUACCUCAGCUGCUGUCCUAAACUGUCCAAAAAUCAUUUUAGUCAUCAACAUUAAAUAUUUUUAUAAAAAUAUUUAAUGAAUAUUUUAUAAAAAAUAUUUUAAAAUAUUUUAGACAUGCAGGUUAGCAUUUGCUGUUUAUAUAUAAAACAUUGGAGGAUCUUUUUACUGACGGAAUUCCUAUACAUGGAUAAGUGAUAUUUAGAAGAAAGUGAAAAUUUUAAGAUGGCCAAUUUUAAGAACCUAAUCUAAUCUAAUCAGCCUUCAGGAAGAUGCUCAUUCUAGUGCAAUUUCUACUUUAAUGACUCAUGUUUUUUUAAAAGAGACUUCUAGGCUUUAUCGCAACCCCAUACGUCUUUGGAAACAUGGUCUAAGAAACAUGGUCUAAAAUGUCCUUUGCGAAACUUUGAAGGACAUAAUGACGAGCUCCUCAUGUGAACUUCUGAAAAGCCAGAGCGGGUCAGUUUUCCUGGGGAGGCCAGAUCUCUGCAGCGGCCGGAGUCAUGUUCCAGUCAGAGUGUGGACAAACUGCUCCAUUAUCCUCUCUUCCUCUCUGAACAGAAAAGCUACAGAUUUUAUAAUGGAGAACAGUUCUCAGCCAUCUGCUGACAUCAGCAACCAGGUCAGUGGUCUUGAGGAGAAACCUGAGGACCCAAUGGAAGUCUUCAGCAGGCAGCUAGAGGACAUCAUCAACACAUAUGGUUCUGCAUGUAGCUUGAUGGAAGAGAAGAUUUCCAACUUGGAGAAAGAUGAAGAGAACCUGGAUGAAGAGACCAUGGCCAAGGGGGUAAGCAGCAGCCCAGAGACAGAACAGACAGCCAGUGUGCUCCUUGAAGGACUUGGUACAGAAGCUUCACUCCUGCUGCAAAGCCUAAAAGAUCUCAUCUCACCGGAGGAGAAGCUGGAGACAGUGUUGAGGAAAUAUGCAGAGCUGGUGAAGGAGCAGAGGGGCGAGCAGGUCGAGCUGCUUAAGAAGAGACAAGGCCUCCUGGUUAAACAGAGGGACCAGCUCCAGUUAGAGCACAGCCAGGGUCUCCUGGCACGAAGCAAGCUGGAGAUCCUCUGUCGUGAGCUGCAGAAGCACAACAUGACCCUGAAGGAAGACAUGCUGCAGAAGUGCCAGGAGGAUGAGAGGAAGCGAGCGGAGAUCACCAGUCAUUUCCAGAACACAGUAGUGGACAUCCAGGCCCAAAUUGAGCAUCACAGCAACCGCAACAACAAGCUGUGCCAAGAGAACAGCGAGCUGACAAACAAGCUCACCUCCAUCAUCCAGCAGUAUGAGAAGAGAGAGGAGAGCUUAGAGAAGAUAUUCCAACAGAAGAAUCUUCAGCAGCAGCUGUCAGAUGCCAAACUGGAAGAAGCUAACAUGCGUCUUAAAGAAGCUGAGGAGAAGCAUACGAGGGAGAAGGAAUACUUACUGUCUCACGCUGCGGAGUGGAAGCUACAGGUUAAAGAGCUGAAAGAGCAGAACACAGUGAUGCAGGCUCAGCUCGUGUUGUACUCUCACAAGUUUGAUGAGUUUCAGGCUACACUGGCCAAAAGCAAUGACGUUUAUACUGCUUUCAAACAAGAGAUGGAAAAGAUGACCAAGAAGAUGAAGAAGCUGGAGAGGGAGUCAAAUGUGUGGAAAAUACGCUUUGAAAGUUGCAACAAAACUCUUACUGACAUGAUUGAGGAGAGAUCUGAGAAGGGCAAAGAACUUGAGCUCUUUACUGUGAAGAUCGAUAAGUUGGAGACUUUGUGCCGAGCACUACAGGAGGAGAGGAAAGUCCUGUACGACAAGAUAAAGGAGAUCCGCAUACAAGCUAUUUCAGCCUCAGCAACUGUGAUGGAACUUGGUGAAGAAGAGAUUCCAGAACUCGACCAGCUGCCAGUCUCAGAGCCGGUGCGCAACCCAGCACUUACAGCAGAGAUGGAGAAGUUGUGGAAGGAACAAGAACGUCUGCAGGAGUUUGCAGCCUCAUUGAUGGCCUCAACUGCAGAUGAAAUGGAGGGCUCUGACAGUGAGGAGGAAUCAUCUGAGCCUAAACAACUAGUUCCUCUUGUUCCUGUGCCAAGUAAACCAACAACAGUUAAGUUAGAUUCCUUAACAGAGGAACACGGUCUGGAAGAAGGUAUUGAAGAAGUACAUAAAUCAGAUACUACACUGACUCCUAAGGGAGUGAAAAGUGAGGCAAUCCAAUUAGAGGCCAAGCAUGAGUCCAAUCAACAGGAGAAAGAAGCACCUAAAGCAGAACCACCCAAAGCAGAACCACCCAAAGCAGAACCACCUAAAGCAGAACCACCCAAAGUAGAACCACCCAAAGAAGAACCACCAAAAGCAGAACCACCAAAAGCAGAACCCCCCAAAGAAGAAACACCCAAAGCAGAACCCCCCAAAGAAGAACCACCCAAAGCAGAACCCCCCAUAGAAGAACCACCCAAAGCAGAACCACCCAAAGAAGCACCACCCAAAGAAGAACCGCCCAAAGCAGAAUCACCUAAAGCAGAACCAUCCAAAGUAGAACCGCCCAAAGAAGAACCACCAAAAGCAGAACCACCAAAAGCAGAACCCGCCAAAGUAGCACCACCCAAAGAAGAACCACCCAAAGUAGAACCACCAAAAGAAGAGCUGACCAAAGUACCAACUAAAAAUGUUGCAAAAGUACAGCCAAUCAAGCAAGAGACACCCAUGCAAAAAUCUAACAAGCCAAAUUCUGUAGGCCACAAACAAAUGAAACCCAAAGAAGUAAAAAGAUUAACAGUUCAAGCUGAAGCUCCUAAAGUACCUUCUAGCAAAACUGAACUUCAUACGGAACAAGACCCCAAAGCUGAGUCUGCUAAAGAAACUUUAAAUGCAGAAGUGGAGCCUAUAAAAGUAGAAUCUCACAUUGCGGAAUCACCUGCACCCAAGGCAUCUACUACAACAGCAGCAGCAAAACCACUAAACGGAAAAUCCCAGGAAGCCACUCCCAGUGCUAAUAAACCCCACCCCAAGAAACAGGGCUCCUCUAAGAAGAAAAGUGCAGCUAAAGGUGCUAAGAAAAGCUGA